Priapulus caudatus is the source of this 2698-nucleotide messenger RNA. RefSeq lists its product as uncharacterized. NCBI's taxonomy places the organism in Eukaryota, Metazoa, Priapulida, Priapulimorpha, Priapulimorphida, Priapulidae. The transcript is spliced from 15 exons. The coding region runs from base 415 to 2142 and encodes 575 amino acids. The record is from RefSeq and is a predicted model, not a curated record.
CUAAAUUUAUUGCCAACAAAAUAAGCAUCGAGUUCGGUUCGGUGACGUCACAUGUUGCUACAGGAUGUUGAGCAUCGAAUUGUUUGUCCCGGGUAAAUUGUUUGCCUAGUGACGGCAGUCGUAAUGGAGGACGCGGGAAAGGUGGGUGUGCAAACGAAACGAGCCAAACGCAGAAGUGUAUUUACUGAAUCUGAUAAGAAAAGGAAGCGUCAACGUUCGCAAAGGUUGUAUGGAAUAUCAAGAAUAAAUAUCCAUGCUCAAAUCGAGAGAUGGGCAGCAGCAAAGAAUUAGCCCAUUGAUGUGAAGUCAGAUGCGGAGGUAGCACAACACCUGUUGGACAUAUUCUAUGAACGACAGUCAGCUGUUGGCGUUGCGUCAACAAGCUCUUUUCAAGGAGUACUGACUUCGACACCCAUGGGUGCCGGACAGUUGGGGCGGUUUCCCGCUGCGACCACUGCACUCUCGAAUGUAUCAUCAAUAGGCAAAGAAAGCAAUGAGGGAAGCGUUUCUGGUGUUGAGCCUAUAAUGGAAAGUGGUAGUGAGACUGCAAUUAGCAGUGAGCGUACAAUAUCCGCUGUGGAGACAUUGGUUGGAUCUGCAGUGGAGUCCAGUGAGAAGAGACCCCAGCCAUCUGAAACGCUUACAAUCACUCAGAGUGGCAGAGUUGUGGAACAGAGAAAACUUUCCUCGUCAUUUGCGGAUCCAUUCAAUCUGUCAGUGGACAUCUCUCAGUUAUCUGAAGAAGACAAUGAGGAUCAGUAUGACUCGGACUAUGAGCCUAGUUUCGCAAUGUCAGCUGUGCUACCGGACGAAGUAAAUGUAGCGACGACAGCCCUGGCGUUUGAAGAAGUUGAAUUCGGGAUGGAGGUGCCGGAGGGAGAUGCAGAAGAGAGCGAUGCACCAGAAGAAAUUGGUCCGGGUAUCGACCGGAUUAAGACAGCCUCCGACUGUUUUCGGCUGACGGAUGAUGUCGUAUGUCUGGCAUUUCUUGCACAGAUCAAGACACUGGCUGUCACAAAUGUGACACAUUGCACUCAGUGUGCAAGCCGUGUGAGCAUUGAAGAGGAGUUCGUUGGCUCAGCAUUGUACCUUAAAUGGCUCAGAAACGCGAACCCGUAUUGCACUUUUUUCCACAACAUACAGGCAUCAUACAUGGUACCAACCAUUGAUGACUUUUGGACAAAUCACCAGCAGGAGAUCCUCACAGAGAUGAAGGACAAGAGUCUCAUUGUACUGGGUGAUGGUCGGAUGGAUUCUCCUGGCUUCUCAGCGCAGUAUUGCACAUACACUUUCAUGGAAAAUGAAUCCCAUAAAAUUCUAACCCUGCGAACUUUAGACAAGAGGACAACGGAAAGGAAAUCUGUUAACAUGGAGAAGAUGGGGUUUAACAGUGCACUUCAGGAACUGUUAGAGAAAGAACUGAAGGUUGACGAGGUUGUGACAGAUGCACAUAUGGCUAUAGGAGCAUGCAUGAGAACCAAGUAUCCUGAGAUCAAACAUUCCAAUGACGUGUGGCAUGUGGCGAAAAAUUUGGGCAAGAAGAUCUUGGCGGCUGGACAACAAAAGGGAUGUGCUGCACUGCAAGAAUGGAGCAAAGACAUAGUGAACCAUUUCUGGUUUGUUUGUCAAACUGCACAAAGCUAUGACGAAUUUGUGUGCAUAUGGAGCGGCGUGCUGCACCACGUUGUUAAUGAGCACGAGUGGAUUAUGGCCCAUGGACAAGGACUAAACAGGUGCUGCCAUGGACCACUUGAUGAUGGAAGAACUAAGCCGUGGCUUGACAAGGAAACGGACAGUGAAGCAAUGUCAGCACUCAGAAAAAUUGUUCUGGACAAGCGCUUUCUCAAGAGAGUCGACUAUGUGAUAAAUUUCAGAAGUACAGCUUUGUUGGAGGUGUUCCACAAUCACGUCCUGAUGUACUGUGCCAAGCGCUUCGCGUACACACCUCCAGUGUACAGGGUACGGAACCUGUUGGCCGCCUUAGAUCACAACGUACAUGUGGAGAGGCCACUAAUGAAGAAUAAGGAAGGAAACGUUGUAUACCAAAGGUGCUACAACAAAAAAAAGUGCGAGGUGGUCAGCCUACCCCGUCAAGAGAAAAAAACCUAUCUCACAUACCUGUCCUCAUCAGACAGGCGCUGAUACGUCGUAUCCACGAUAAAGUUGGCAUGAAAGGCCCCGCGUAUCUUGGAGGCUGAUGAUCCGCGAAGGAUAGCCAACAUCUGGCGCCCGUACCUCACCAUCUACAGCACAACUUGUUGCUGAGAAGGUGUCAAGGUUUGAACCAAAGGAAUAGCGGUCCAAAAGUCGUGGGAUGGUAGCGUCGCCGUUCAAUCCAGAGCAAUCGGCUAUGAUGUUCUCAGUUCGUUGGAGGUUUCGAGGGAGUGUGUAAAUUAGUAAAAUUUAUGUGGUAUGGAGUUAGUUGAUGAAUUGUUGUGUAUUUCAAGUCUUAUGUUAGAGAACUGUCUACAAAAUCAUACUCAAGUAGCCAUAGGUUACAAGGAGGCCAUUAACGCAUGUUAUGCACUAUGUAGCAAACGUCAUUUAGUACAUUAAUUUCAUAUAUACAGCAUUACUAUAUAUAUGGUAUAUAUAGUAAUAUAUGUAUAUAUAUAUAUAUGUUUGUAGUGUCAAUUAAGUGUGAAUUGUUAGGAAACCAUGUCAAAUCAUUAUAUUUCGUAAAUAUAGAUUUUCUAUC